AUGGCUGCUUUUACUUAUGAUAAAGAAACAAAAAUAAUAACUUCCAAACCCGAUGAUUACGUUGUCCCAGAAGAUGGAAUCGGCCCAAGUUUAUACGAGGCUUUACAAAAGUUUCGUGGAAAAAAUAUCCAGAUUGAAGCUGCGACUGGAAGAGAAGACAGUUAUGAUGAUUUCAUUUUAAGAUCGGUGCGAACGGCGUUGCAUCUGAAGAAGAUGGGUUUGAAUUCGAAAACCGAUAUAAUCAGCAUCUGUUCGCACAAUCAUCUCAACACGAUGAUACCAUUGAUGGCUGGGAUGCUGCAGGGUAUAAUCGUGGCUCCUUUGGAUCCGACCAUGUCUUUGGCGGAUUUAAAGCAUCUAGUGGAAAUGGUCGAACCGAAGGUUAUUUUUGUAAACGAGGAUGUGGAGGAACUGAUGGAGAAGGCUUCUGCGAAAGUCGGCUCGAAAAUCGUGGUGUUUGGUGAAAGCGAGAGGAACGAAAGAUUCGAUGAGUUUAUACAACCAAACGUACUUGAAAAGGAUUUCGCACCAUUUAAGGUGGAUGAUAUCAACGAAACGGCGUUAAUUUUGUUUAGCAGCGGAACCACAGGUCUUCCAAAAGGCAUCUGCUUGAGCCAUAAAUAUAUUUUGUAUCAAGCGAAGAAUUUUAAAAAUAUUCCUGUAACUAUGAGCUUCUCAUCGCUGUAUUGGGGCUCAACUGUGGUCACUGGUAUAGGCUUCGCCAUGACCGGAAGUUGUAAAGUCCUCACAGUAGGCUUUGACCCACAAGCGGCUUGGAUUUAUUUAAACAAAUAUAAAGUGAAUUUCUUGUAUUGCACUUCGACUGAAGCCAUAGGGCUCUACUACAGCAAACCCGAGGAUUUGGUGCCAUCAAUCAACGUUCUUAUGCUUGGUGGAACCUGCAUUACCACCGAUUAUUUAAAUAAAAUAAGAAACUCGAUGCCUAAAACUAAAGUGUUUUUCAGCUACGGACAGACCGAAGUCGGUGUGGUGUGUAACUUUGCAGAUCCCAUUAGUUUCGGUAAACCGCAAUCAGUUGGAACUCCUCUUCCAGGAUACAUUUACAAAGUAGUUAAUCCUGAUACUGGUGAACAUAUGGGCUUCAAUGAAGAGGGAGAAUUGCACGUGAAGAACAAGGCCUUGAUGAGCGGCUACUAUAAACUCGACUCGAAAGAUUCAUGGGAUUCAGAAGGUUUCAUCAAAACAGGAGAUAUAGUUUUCUUCGAUGAAGACUUCUGCUUCUUCGUGGUGGAUCGCAUCAAGGAGGUGUUCAAGUUUCGCGGUUUUCACAUCGUUCCAGCUAAAUUGGAAAGAAUCCUGCACGAUCAUCCUGACGUGCAGCUGGCGGUGAUCGUCGGUAUUCCAGACGACAUCGAUGGACACCAUCCUUUAGCUGUGGUGAUCCCCGUGGCUGGAAGUGAGAUAAAGCCUGAAGACAUCGCUAAAUACGUUAACGAGCAAGUGGAUGAUAGGCAUCAGUUGAGAGCGGGAGUCAAGUUCGUGGAUUCGAUGCCUAUGACGCCAUCCGGGAAGAUUCUGAGGAGAUCUUUGCGAGAUAUGUACUUGAAUGGGAAUUUAUAA
Messenger RNA from Nicrophorus vespilloides, 1581 nucleotides. Its product is annotated as luciferin 4-monooxygenase-like. The transcript has 6 exons. Gene Ontology annotation, biological process: long-chain fatty acid metabolic process; fatty-acyl-CoA biosynthetic process. Gene Ontology annotation, molecular function: long-chain fatty acid-CoA ligase activity. The coding region runs from base 1 to 1581 and encodes 526 amino acids. The record is from RefSeq and is a predicted model, not a curated record. Lineage: Eukaryota; Metazoa; Arthropoda; Insecta; Coleoptera; Silphidae.